GCAGCCAUAUUGGCAUGGGGGAUAGAUGACAAUUACACCUCAGCUGAAGAGCUACAUUUUUGUUAAUUUUGUUUGUUUUUCACGGGCGUAUUUAAUCGGAAACUAAAGGAUAUCGAAAUAUCACCCCAAUUUGACCUUGGUUGAUCCCGUGGAGGGCGUUGAAAGAGAUGAGCAACAACUUAAACAAGAGGGCUCCAACCACAGCAACUCAGAGGUUAAAACAGGACUACUUGCGAAUCAAGAAAGAUCCGGUCCCCUACAUCUGUGCAGAACCGCUCCCAUCAAACAUUUUGGAAUGGCAUUAUCUAGUUCGUGGCCCUGAGAAAACGCCAUAUGAAGGUGGAUAUUAUCAUGGCAAACUCAUUUUCCCACGGGAAUUCCCCUUCAAACCGCCGAGCAUAUACAUGAUCACACCUAACGGCAGAUUUAAAUGUAAUACAAGGUUAUGUCUUUCCAUCACAGAUUUUCAUCCUGAUACAUGGAACCCUGCGUGGUCUGUAUCCACCAUCUUAACCGGUCUCCUGAGCUUCAUGGUUGAAAAAGGCCCGACUCUCGGCAGUAUCGAGACCUCUGACUUCACAAAAAGACAGCUGGCCUCCCAGAGCCUUGCGUUCAACAUCAAGGACAAAGUCUUUUGCGAGCUGUUUCCAGAUGUUGUCGAAGAAAUCAAGCAGAAACAGCGUAUGCAGGAGGAGCUCCGUUCCCGCUCUCAAUCUCUGCCUCUCCCCGACGUGGUGCCGGACGGGGAAGCCCACCACGCGCAAAAUGGGCAUCUGCCUUUAAACGGGCAUUUGCCCCCAGGGGCAGCCCUCCCACCCGACCUCCAACAGGUCAAUCGAAAUCAUGGACUCCUAGGUGGAGCGCUCGCCAACUUAUUCGUCAUCGUAGGCUUUGCCGCCUUCGCCUACACAGUUAAAUACGUUCUGCGGAGCAUCGCGCAGGAGUGAAUCGCCCAGUGAGAGAUUAUACCGGGAGGAACGAAAGGCUGGAGCCGUUCUUAUGACCAAAAUAGGUAGCGAGAGAUCAAAAGGUGUUCUCACAACCAAAUAAAACGAAGCGGUCCUGUAUUUGAGAUUAAGAGCUCUGUGAUGUCCUUCUUAGUGGUGAGAACCACUCAAAGGUCAAGUGAAAUGAUGGCUUUAAUAUAUAAGGUGCUCAUUAUUUUUUUUUUUUUACCUUACCCAAUUCCCAUAGGAAGCUAAGCCCGAGUGACCAUGCAGUGAUCAUCUGAAUGGGCAUUUUAAGGCCUCUUCUUUUAAUUCAACAUCUGUUUUUGCAUUUCUUAUUGAUCUGAAGAUAUUCAAAUCUGCACAUUGGACGAUGAACCGUUUUUACGUUUAAGAUUAAAAGAAAAAACUGCAGUCCAAUCAUCCCUUAAAAUAACAUAGAAUAAAAUACUCUUGAAAUGUGCAUCACACCAUUUGCUGUGACUGAGAACCCAAACCAUUUAAUGCAAUGGAAAUGGCUCGAAUGUACACAUGCUUUAACUAUGGAAAUUUGUGCUCGCUUGCGCUACAGCAACCAUAACAACCAGUUAGGACAGGAAAGAAACGGCGUGAAAUGAGUUACUUGUCAUUAGAUUUGUGUGUCUGUGAUGCGGCGCUCCAAGUGUACAAUAACGAUCUUUCAGAGCGGUCACUGUCGGCCAAAAGAAAGCAUUAUCAACUCUUUUUCAGGCCAUGUAACACUAUAACUUAUGUUUUUGUGCAAUAUGUAGAGUUGUCAACUUGGCUUUUUACGAUACACAGCACUUCACUUCUUUUCCAAGGGUUGUGAUUUAUGCAAUAAUUCUCAAAAAAUGUAAAAAAAAAAAAAUAUCCAUUUUAGUCUUCUUUUAGGCAGGAGAAUAUGCAUUUAAGUGCAUUAAAUUCUUACAAUUUCCUGUUGUACUGUAAAAGAGGAUGUGUUUCUUAGAAAAAGUGAGUUACUUCCUCCAUAAUCAUUGAGAUGUACAAAUAAUAAAGUUGUUAAAACUUGCAAGUCAAAGUCUAGUUUGCUGAGACUUACAUGCACUGCGAAACGUCCCUUUCUGGGUUGGAACAGUCAUAUCAGCAUUUACUCUGAUUCGGAGCGAAUACCGUAAUGAAUAUUGUCAUUGUACCAGAAUGUUCUGGUCAUUUGACAACUUGCCCCCCAAUUGAAGUGUUUUGUUUCAAAUAAUAGAAUUUUUGACACCUCCAUGAACACUGUCGAUUGAUAUACUUUCCUGUAGAGGAGUGUGUAAACAGAUUGUCAUGUUGUGUUUACAUUUUG
Xyrauchen texanus (razorback sucker) is the source of this 2253-nucleotide messenger RNA. RefSeq names its product ubiquitin-conjugating enzyme E2, J2 (UBC6 homolog, yeast) (gene ube2j2). The record is from RefSeq and is a predicted model, not a curated record. NCBI's taxonomy places the organism in Eukaryota, Metazoa, Chordata, Actinopteri, Cypriniformes, Catostomidae. Bases 168 to 947 code for a protein of 259 amino acids. The transcript is spliced from 7 exons.